This is a messenger RNA of Phoenix dactylifera (date palm), 3403 nucleotides long. Its product is annotated as putative alpha,alpha-trehalose-phosphate synthase [UDP-forming] 9. NCBI's taxonomy places the organism in Eukaryota, Viridiplantae, Streptophyta, Magnoliopsida, Arecales, Arecaceae. Gene Ontology annotation, cellular component: cytosol. Gene Ontology annotation, molecular function: trehalose-phosphatase activity. Gene Ontology annotation, biological process: trehalose biosynthetic process. The record is from RefSeq and is a predicted model, not a curated record.
UCCCCCCUGCCCCUUCUUCCGUUCCUCCCUCUCUGUCGACGACGAGCUCGGUUCCGUCCGGAGGACCAAAAAGGAGGAGGAAAGCCGAGACUUUUCCUCCUGUUAUCCUCGCCUUCUGUUUCUCCAAUCCCCAGAGAGAAGCAAGUAGAAGGAGACCGAGUUAAAGAAGACCCCACCAAAUGAACCCCGCUUUCUCCUUCCUCCUCCUCCUCUGCAACACCCAUCGAUAGCCAAACCCUAACCCUCACCCUAAACCUAAUCCCCAAACAGAAGGAAAAGGAAGAGAAGAAGGAGAAGAAGAAGAAAAGGACGACGUUUAGGAGACGAGGAGAUGCCUUCUAGGUCCUCAGCGAACCUUCUGGACCUGGCCACCGCCGACUCGGACUUCCCGUCGUCGCCCCGCCACCCGUCCCGCCUCCCCCGUGUCAUGGCGGACCCGUGCAUACUCUCCACCGCCGGCGCCGCCGACUCCCCGCCGGCCUCGCCGUCGCCGCGGCCGCCGCAGCGCCGGAUCAUUGUUUCGCACCACCUCCCCAUCCGCGCGACCCCCGACCCCGCCGCUCCCUCCGGCUGGUCCUUCUCCUACGAUCCCGACGCCCUCGUCCUUCAGCUUCGCUCCGGCCUCCCCACCGGCGUCGAGGUCCUCCACGUCGGCACCCUCCGCGGCCUCCCCGAUGGCCUCGACCCCGCCUACCAUGACGCCGUCGCCGCCCACCUCCGCCGCGACUUCCGCUGCGUCCCCGUCCUCCUCCCCCCCGACCUCCACGACCGCUUCUACCACGGCUUCUGCAAGCACUACCUGUGGCCCCUCCUCCACUACCUCCUCCCCCUUAUUCCCUCCUCCCUCGGCGGCCUCCGCUUCGAUCUCUCCCUCUGGCGCUCCUAUCUCUCCGCCAACAAGCUCUUCGCCGACCGUCUCACCGAGCUUCUCAACCCCGACGACGACUUCGUUUGGAUCCACGACUACCAUCUCCUCGCCCUCCCCACCUUCCUCCGCAAGCGCUUCCCGAGGGUAAAGCUCGGAUUCUUCCUCCAUUCCCCCUUCCCUUCCUCCGAGAUCUUCCGCACCAUCCCCGUCCGCGACGACCUCCUCCGCGCCCUCCUCAACGCCGACCUCGUCGGCUUCCACACCUUCGACUACGCCCGCCACUUCCUCACCUCAUGCUCCCGAUUGCUCGGCCUCGACUACCAGUCGAAACGAGGGUACAUCGGCGUCGGUUACCACGGCCGCACCGUCACCAUCAAGAUCCUCGCCGUCGGGAUCGACAUGGGGCAGUUCCGUUCCAUCAUGGCGUCGCCGGAGACGGCCGACCAGGUCCGGGAGCUCAGGGAGAGGUACAAAGGCAGGACCUUGCUGCUUGGCGUGGACGACGUCGACCUGUUCAAAGGGAUCGGAUUGAAGUUUCUGGCGAUGGAGCAGCUGCUGGAGGAGCACCCGGAGCUGCGGGGCCGGGUGGUGCUGGUCCAGAUCGCCAACCCGGCAAGGAGCCACGGCAGGGACGUGCAGGAGGUGCAGGACGAGAUCCUCUCGAUCACGAGGAGGAUCAAUCACCGGUUUGGCCUGCCCGGCUACGAGCCCAUCGUCGUCAUCGACCGCCCGGUGUCCGCCCACGAGAAGGUUGCCUUCUAUGCCGUCUCAGAGUGCUGCGUGGUGAAUCCUGUAAGGGAUGGGAUGAACCUUGUCCCGUACGAGUACACCGUGUGCCGGCAAGGGAGCCUGGCAUUGGAAGGAUCUCCGAAGAAGAGCAUGCUCGUGGUGUCGGAGUUCAUCGGGUGCUCCCCAUCUCUCAGUGGGGCAAUUCGGGUCAACCCCUGGAAUGUGGACGCUGUGGCAGAGGCCAUGAAUUUGGCUCUCGCGAUGCCGGAGGCUGAGAAGCAGCUGCGGCACGACAAGCACUAUAAGUAUGUUAGCUCUCAUGAUGUCGCCUACUGGGCGAGGUCAUUCGAUCAGGACUUGCAGCGGGCGUGCAGAGACCAUUUCCUCCGGAGGUGUUGGGGGAUUGGAUUCGGGAUGAGCUUCCGAGUCGUCGCUCUCGGUCCUAAUUUCAGGAAGCUUUCGGUCGAGCACAUAGCCUCGGCAUACAGGACAACGAAUAGCAGGCUAAUAUUGCUGGAUUAUGAUGGGACGAUGAUGCCGCAGACUUCAAUCAACAAAACACCAAGCAGUGAAGUUACUUCGAUCUUGAACAGCCUGUGCUCGGACCCAAAGAAUGCAGUUUUUGUUGUCAGCGGUAGAGGGAAGGACGAGUUGAGCAAGUGGCUCGCGCCAUGCGAGAAGUUAGGAAUCUCUGCUGAGCAUGGAUAUUUCACGAGGUGGAGUCGGGAUUCUCCUUGGGACUCAUGCAUGUUAAUAGCCAACUUUGAUUGGAAAAAGAUUGCAGAACCUGUAAUGAGGCUCUACAUGGAAGCAACUGAUGGUUCUUACAUCGAACAUAAAGAAAGCGCAUUAGUCUGGCAUCAUCAAGAUGCUGAUCCUGAGUUUGGGUCUUGCCAGGCAAAAGAACUCCUUGAUCAUCUAGAGAACGUGCUUGCCAACGAACCUGUGGUUGUGAAAAGGGGGCAACAUAUUGUAGAGGUAAUCCCCCAGGGUAUAAGCAAAGGUGUGGUGGUGGAAAAUCUUAUUGCGACCAUGCUGAGCAGAGGAAAACCACCAGAUUUUGUAUUAUGCAUCGGAGAUGAUCGAUCUGAUGAAGACAUGUUUGAGAGCAUCAUGAGUUACAUGAAUAAUCCAUCACUGCCAGCAAUAUCUGAAGUCUUUGCAUGCACCGUAGGGGAGAAACCGAGCAAGGCUAAGUACUAUCUUGAUGAUACAGUCGACGUAGUAAAAAUGCUUCAGGGUCUAGCAAAUGCAUCAUCGCGACCACCUGGACCAUCACAAUGUCAAGUCUCAUUUGAAGGCUAUCUCUGAAUGAACACAAGGUUUUCUUCUUGGUCUGUCAGAUCUGAUCUGAUCCAUCGAAACAUCUUGGUUAGAGGUUGAGCCUAGUUAGUCUCAUGGUUUGUUGUCACUUGGAUGAUGUUUGCUGGAGGUCAGGCACGGUUAUGAUUCAUGGGGUCAGAAACUGUUAAAGCCAUUUUAUCUGAUUUUGUGGAUUUGGUAGCCAAGAGGAGGAUUUGUUGCAUAAGGAAUGCUUUGAGAUCUACCCGAAGGGAACGUAUAAGCUGAUUUGUUUCCGAUUAUCAUACUGUAGCUGGAGCUGGUAUUCCAUAUCCGGUCCAUCCUGUUCAUUGUAGAUUACACAUAAAAAGGUUCCCUUUUUUUUUAUUCAGCUUUUCUUUGUAGAUGCAGCUCACAGAUGUAUAUGAUUUCACUCAUUUCAUGUUCCUUUCUUCUGAUAUAUGUAUCUUGUCAGACACUUUUCUACAUUCAUUGCAUGUUAAUAUAUAGCCAUUGUUUCCUUAA